GAAGCAGCUGAUUAUUGAAUAUUGAAAUCAGCUGUUUUCUAGUCAGCUGUGAAAUAAUGAGUUGAUAUUUUUGGCCAGUUAACCUACAACACAUCUGAAGUAAGAAGAUCAAAGAAGCAUUCAGCAAAAUUUGCAGACUUUUAGAUCAUGGCUCCUGCUAACAGAAUGGCAAAAUGUAGGGAAAAAAUGAAGAAGAACCCUGAAAUAUGGAAUAAUUAUUUAGAAAAAGAUCGUGAAAGGAAGAGGAAGCAAAGAGAACAGGAAAGAAGGAAAUUUAAAGCUAUUAAACUGAUGUUGGAGCAAAAGAGACGCAAGGACAGAGAAAGACAACAACUUUACAGAAAGAAAAAGGCACAACUAAAGAAAAAUAAUGAUGAAAACGCCCAAGCACUACUUGGUGAAACUUACCUUGGAACCUAUAAAAGUCCAUGUACACUUGGCAAAGCCCUAAAAAAAGCCAAAGGCACCCUACCCUCAAGUCCGGCUAAGAAAAAGGCAGUUCUUAAAAGACUAAUAGAAGAGAACUUUGGCUUGUCUGUUUGUAAGGGACUUUUUAAGAAGCAAAAAAAAGGCCCACGACAGUUAACCGAAAACUGUAUUAAGAAAGUAAUUGACUUUUACAACAACAAUGAAAUCAGUCGCCAGGCUCCAGGCAAAAGGGAUGUGAAAUCAAUAAAAGAUCCAGAAACGUCUAAAAGAACAACAUAUCAAGUACGACACAUGGUUAUGAGUAUUAGAGAAGCCCAUGAAGAGUUUAAGGUCAAGAACCCAGAUGAACAGAUUUCGCUGUCAAAGUUUUAUGACUUACGACCAAAGCACAUCUUGCCUGUUAGUCAGAUGCCCCACUCUGUGUGCGUAUGUAUAAAACAUGCAAAUUUCAUGUUCCUGAUUGAGUCUGUUUCAAAAUCUAUCCCUGGUUUUCCAGACAACCACAAGGACCUUCUUAGCCUAGUUUCCUGUGACAUUUCGAGUGAAAAAUGUAUGAUGAAUGAGUGUGAUGAUUGCACUUAUGACUUAAAAACUCUCCUUCCUGAAAACACAAACUUAAAAAAUAAGUACAAAUGGAAAGAAUGGAAAAAUGUAAACAAUAGGCCAAAUCUGGUGGAAAAUUUCACAAGUUUAGGAAGAAUAUUGGCUGAACUUAACUCUCAAUUAUGUGCUUUCAAGAUUCAUUUCUAUGUGAAGAAAGUUCAGUCUUCAUAUUUUGAUAAGUGCAAAGAUUCUUUGGGGGUUUCAAUAGACAAAGCUAUAAUGCAAAUAGAUUUUUCAGAGAAUUAUGCACUAAUCCACCAAGAUGAGAUACAGAGUGCUCAUUGGAGCCACUCACAAGUUGCGAUUUUCACUUGCUGUAUAUGGCAUGGUAAGGAAGUGUAUAGUUUUGCCAUUGUCAGUGACGACUUGAGCCAUUCAAAAAAUUCGGUAUGGUUGUAUAUUAAAACUCUACUUGAAGAAUAUUUCUUCUGA
Macrosteles quadrilineatus (aster leafhopper) is the source of this 1464-nucleotide messenger RNA. RefSeq lists its product as uncharacterized. The record is from RefSeq and is a predicted model, not a curated record. The transcript is spliced from 2 exons. Bases 148 to 1464 code for a protein of 438 amino acids. NCBI's taxonomy places the organism in Eukaryota, Metazoa, Arthropoda, Insecta, Hemiptera, Cicadellidae.